GAUUCUCCAUGGAGAAGCAUUAAGACUGUACUGACCUACAUUACUUCAUGUUUUUUUGGUGUACAGUACAUCUUUAGCUAUUCUCCCUCACUGUGACUCAAUACCUAUAAUCCUUUUGUGUAGGUUGGAUUGAUGGUGUAUAUCAUUCAUUCGUCUCUGUGACUGGAUGGUUUCCACAGGCAGGUUGUUAUCAAUGUUUAACCAACAUGAAACCAGGAAGUGCGUGUGACUCACAGGAUUCCACAGGCUGCCAUUUGCCUCUUUACACACAGCAGGCCUGUGUGGAUCAGUGUCGCUGAAAGAAAUAGGUAAAGACACGAAUUGCUCCGACAAAAUGCCAGCCUGGUUGGUUUAAUGACAUUUUAAGAACUUCAUCUGAAUAUCCCAUUGAGCCUAAUGAGGGAUACAUCGUUUCCCCCCGGAGCUAAAGUCCUGUCUCUGUGGGAACCGACUGAUAGCAGGUAGACUUUGCCCUGAAGGGGAACCAACACUACAGGAAGAGCAGCAGAGCAGAUUCCUGGUCGCCGCAGCACAGUUGUUGAAAAGAUCUGCUAACUUUUGGUGGAAUGGACCAGACUAAAGGCAGCAGUCAUGGUUAUGGACCAAAUCCUCCUCCGUACAAUCCUCAGGAAUAUGUACAGGCUUCUUACUCAGGGGUGAUCAUGGAGGCAGGGAAGGGGAACAUCACAGUGGUCUCCAUUCCUGGAGUCAAUGAUAACGUGGUCCAUCCUGAGGCCAUGGCAGAAGCUGGUGGCAGCCAGCAGUAUGGUCAAGCUCCACCUGUCUACAGUCCUGGCUUAGAGGAUAGCGGCUUCAGUGACGCUGCCAUAAGGAGAGGCUUCAUAAGGAAAGUCUACUUGACCUUGAUGAUUCAGCUGCUGGUGACUGUCGGGAUCAUCUGUGCUUUUCUUUACUGGGACGAUCUCAGGUUUUGGGUAUUGGACAACUACUGGUUCUCCUUCACCAUGAUGGCGGUGGUGAUGGUGCUCAUCGUGGCCUUGUCCUGCUGUGACAACCUCCGUCGUCGAGUCCCCCUCAAUUUCAUCGCCCUGGGCCUGUUUACUAUUGCGGAGGGGCUGAUGCUCGGGUCUGUGGCAGUGUACUUUGAAGCAGAAGCAGUUCUGUGGGCUGUGGGGGCCACAGCGCUGGUGUCCCUCGCCUUGACUCUGUUUGCCAUGCAGUCAAAGUGGGACUUCACCGGACUAAAUGGGAGCCUGUGGGUGUUUGCUUGGACCCUCCUUUCGUUUGCAUUGCUCUGUGCAAUCCUACGAUCGCAGUAUCUUUACAUCGUAUAUGCCUGCCUGGGAACCUUGCUGUUUUCCCUAUACUUGGUGUUUGAUACGCAGCUUAUCCUGGGUGGGAAACACAGGAAGUAUGAAGUCUCUCCUGAGGAGUAUGUGUUUGCCGCUCUCAACCUCUAUUUGGACAUCGUCUCCCUGUUCCUCCUCCUGCUGCAGCUCAUUGGCCUCUGCCGCUAACUGACCCGACUGAACAGGAUGCCUCAUGAGAGAAACACACAAUCAAACCGUCAAGUACAUCAUGUUGAUUUGGAACAAAGAUUCAUGACCCUCUGUUAGUCCUCCAAAUGUGUCCAAGAUACAGAUUUGUAUUUAUUGUCACGUGUCAGGGUUAUUAAUAUAAACUGCAAUAAACUAUGCUACAUUUAGGAAUUUUAUAUUACACAAGUAUGCUUUUCAACUUCCAAUUCAUGUGCUUAAUAUUUAUUCCUAUAAAUAUGGGGCUGGAGCUUUUUAUUUUCAGUCUUCUGUUGCCAAAAAGUUUAAAGGUGCUAUACACUACAUUCAGAACAUUCAUAUGGAAGCAAACAACUAUUUGCUCUGUAAGGCCACACAGUACUGCCGUCUUGACCCGAGAAUGAAGUCACACUCCCUGUGUGUUGUAAUCCUAGCUUCUCUCCUUUGUUUUGGUAGCAGUGUCUGCCAUGCUUGGGAGAGCUGAUAACGCCGUCCCGACACACAGUGGCACCCACCCUCCAUUUCCCUCCCAGGUCAUCCCCGGGAGUGUGAGUUAACCCCCAUAAACUCUGUUGGCUCUGUCAGCAAUGUUGCCGUCAGAAGAGUUGUUAGCACCAUUAGCGGGGCUAGCACUGCUAGCAUCACCAUUUUGAGUCAGUUACCUCCAUGUUUCUGAAUGUCUUAUAAAGCACUUUUAAGGCAAAUGCAAAGUGCCUAAACAAUUCAGGUAGUAAUUUAUGAAAUAAAUAAGUUGUGCAGCUAUUAUGUGGUCUGUGCAUCAUUGACAAAAUGAUGAGCAUUCCAUAUGCUUAAAUAAUUACUG
Messenger RNA from Centropristis striata (black sea bass), 2298 nucleotides. RefSeq lists its product as uncharacterized. The record is from RefSeq and is a predicted model, not a curated record. Gene Ontology annotation, cellular component: membrane. The coding region runs from base 567 to 1478 and encodes 303 amino acids. The transcript is spliced from 12 exons. NCBI's taxonomy places the organism in Eukaryota, Metazoa, Chordata, Actinopteri, Perciformes, Serranidae.